Saccostrea cuccullata (small rock oyster) is the source of this 721-nucleotide messenger RNA. RefSeq names its product putative nuclease HARBI1. The record is from RefSeq and is a predicted model, not a curated record. Lineage: Eukaryota; Metazoa; Mollusca; Bivalvia; Ostreida; Ostreidae. The transcript is spliced from 3 exons. The coding region runs from base 1 to 669 and encodes 222 amino acids.
AUGGAAACCAUAGGAGAUACACUUGGUUUUCAUAAAUCAAGUGUAUCCAGAAGUGUUCGAGAUGUAUCACAGGCGCUAGUGAACAUAUCAUCACAGUUUAUUAAGUGGCCAUCCCCAAAUGAGAAGGUGAUAAUUAAGAAAGGUUUUUAUUCAAUUGCUGGAUUUCCUGCUGUAGUUGGUGCUGUGGACGGCACACAUGUGAGAAUUAUUGCUCCAUCUGACCAUGAACCUGCUUAUGUCAACCGUAAGGGGUAUCACUCGAUCAACACCCAGGCUAUAUGCAAUCAUGAAGGCAAAUUCACUAACAUUGUUGCCAAAUGGCCUGGCUCCAAUCACGAUUCAUUCAUAUUCCGAGAAUCUAAUAUCGGGGCCUACCUUGAAGCACAUCACAGGGGCUUGGAUAUUGACGGUGUUUUACUUGGAGACAGUGGCUAUGCUUGUAGCAGAUAUCUUGUGACUCCUUUUCUACGUCCAACAUCAGAGGCUCAGAUGCGAUAUAAUAAUUCCCAUGCACAAACUAGAACAGUUAUUGAGCGAAGUUUUGGAUGGCUUAAAAGGCGCUUCUUGGCUUUGCAUGGAGAAAUCAAGGUAAUUUUAAAUAAUUUACAAAUUCAUAUGCAGACUUUUAAAAUAAAUUUGCAAUUCAUAAAUACAAUGUAUUUUUUGUGAUUCGAUGUAAGAAGAAGCAUGCAGUCUUAAUUGAGUCAUAUUAUAACAGAUG